GUUUGCUCGAUAAUUCCGCUUUGAGUUGCAGCGGCGGCGUCGGAACCGCAGGCGCCGCCCAGCAGAGCCCGGCCGAACACUGGACGCAUUAAUAGCCCACGGAGCUGCGCUGAAGACCCACAGCAGAGGACCGAGCUGCCGAGUUUCCAGGAUGAGGAAAAUCACAGCUAGAACCUUCCUGCUGGUCGGAGUUUUUGGCCUCUUGAUCCUGCAUCUCUGUAAAGAUUUUAUUGAGCGCAAAACAGUCCAACUUCCUGUAGAUGGGCAAGAAGACAACAGGAACAUAAGGGAACUUCACAAAAAUGACUCCUAUGUGUCCUUGUGGCUAAAAUGUGAGCAGAAUACUUCAGCUGCAAACGUCACAGGCUUCAGCUCUCUUCCUGGUCAUAUACAAGACUUCCUCUACUACAGACACUGUCGCCAUUUCCCCAUGUUGCUGGAUGUUCCUGACAAAUGUGGAGGAGCUUCUCAGUCAGCAGAAGUCUUCCUUCUACUGGUCAUUAAAAGCUCCCCUGUGAACUACGACCGCAGAGAGGUGCUGCGUAAAACCUGGGCUGAGGAGAGAGAACAAAACGGUGUGUGGAUCCGAAGGCUCUUCAUCUCAGGAACCAUGGAUUCUGGUCAUGAGAAGAACCGACUGAACAAACUACUGGAACUGGAGCAUCGUGAGUACAAUGACAUCCUCCAGUGGGACUUCAGUGACUCCUUCUUCAACCUGACCUUGAAGCAGAUCCUCUUCCUGGAAUGGAUGGAAAGAAACUGUCUAAAUGCACGUUUCCUGUUUAAUGGUGAUGAUGACGUCUUUGCCAACACAGACAACAUGGUCCAGUAUCUCCAAGGCCUUGAUGACAAUGAUGGGAGUAAACAUCUCUUUACUGGUCAUCUGAUCCAAAAUGUUGGACCCAUUAGAUCACAAGGAAGCAAAUACUUUGUCCCAGUCCAGGUGCAAGAGUCAGAGUCAUACCCUCCUUACUGUGGUGGCGGAGGCUUUCUCCUGUCUGGCUACACAGCUAUGGUCAUAUACAACAUGUCCAAGUCCAUCACUAUUCUUCCCAUUGAUGAUGUUUACAUGGGCAUGUGUCUGGCCAAAGCAGGACUUGGUCCGAGUUCCCAUAUGGGUGUGAAGACUGCAGGACUGUACAUUCCCUCCAGCAAAAUAGAUACGUAUGAUCCUUGUUAUUAUAAAGAGAUCAUAUUGGUUCACAGAUUCCUCCCAGCUCACAUGUAUCUUAUGUGGCACAGAAUACAUGACCCCAAACUAAAAUGUGGUCUAUAAUAGAAAAGUGGUAACUCCUGCAACUUUUACUGUACGCUGUGAUUUCAUGGGCACUAAAAAAGGGACUGAGUCACUGGAAAGAGACCUGGUGCAUGUACCUGGUUAUACACUAUGUUGUAAAAUUGCUGUAGAUUGAUGUCACUAGGCCCAGACACUGAUCCAUAAUAUGUUCAGCCACAUAAAUAAUAUUUAUAUCCUCCCACGCAAUAAAAACAUUUAAAAUGUUUGAUCUUGGGGCGGCACGGUGGUGCGGUGGGUAGCACCGUUACCUCACAGCAAGAAGGUUCUGGGUUCGAUUCCCUGAGGUGGCCCCUAGUCCCUUUCUGUGUGGAGUUUGGAUGUUCUUUCCCUAUUUUUCUCUCCGGCUUCCUCCCACAGUCCAAAGACGUGCAUUAGGUUGAUUGGACUGUCUCCAUUGCCCGUAGGUGAGAGUGUGUGUGUGAAUGGUUGUCUGUCUAUGUGUUGCCCUGCGAUGGACUGGUGACCUGUCCAGGGUGUACCCUGCCUCUCACCCACAGCCAGCUGGGUUAGGCUCCAGCACCCCGUGACCCCGCAUUAGGGAGUAAGCGGCUUGGAAAAUAAAUGGAUGGAUGUUUGAUCUCUCUGGUGCAAUAUUUAAAUAUAUAUAUUUACAUAUUUUUAUAUUUUUUCUAAAUAUAUCUGAAAUUUAUACCAAAACCUUUUUCAAUUCAACCAAAUUUCUAAGAGUUUGUUCGACUGGUGAUGUAAAGGUUUACUGUAGUAGUACCUACUGUAAAUACUUGAAUGGGUGUUUUGCUCAAAGGGUGUCUAUGCGUGGGGUUAAAUGACAGAUUUAGCAAACAAUCAUAAUCAAGAGUCACUAUCAGUCUAUACAAGGCUCACCUGGUCAAGGUAGCUUUUGACAGCUUGAACUAUUGCUUAUGUCUAUUGUAAAGUAAAAUUCUGGGUCUUUUUUACAGUGGAAAUUAUUUUAUUUUCAUGCUGCUAAGAAGAGUUUAUUGUGUUGUAUCCUGUGUUAUUUUCUGUCUACACCGGAUUAAAUUAUGUGCUAUCA
Messenger RNA from Betta splendens (Siamese fighting fish), 2312 nucleotides. RefSeq names its product N-acetyllactosaminide beta-1,3-N-acetylglucosaminyltransferase 3-like. Gene Ontology annotation, cellular component: membrane. Lineage: Eukaryota; Metazoa; Chordata; Actinopteri; Anabantiformes; Osphronemidae. The coding region runs from base 152 to 1276 and encodes 374 amino acids. The transcript has 2 exons. The record is from RefSeq and is a predicted model, not a curated record. Gene Ontology annotation, molecular function: hexosyltransferase activity.